AUGGCACCGGCCGAAUCUGAUCAAGAGUCUACCACGGACACGAUGAAAGACCUCAUGAGCGCUGAAGGCAUCGAUAGAGUUCAACAGUACAUGGACUGGAGCCGCGAGCGAGCGAAACACGAGGAUAACCAAGACUGGAUGACGCAUAUCAUGCCGUAUUUGACGGUUCGUGCGCAUUCUACAUCAUUGCCACACCCUUACAUCGACUUCCGGUUCACAGUGGAACCAGUUCACGCCAAUCAAAUGGCUAAUCUGCACGGAGGCUGUACUGCUAGCAUAUUUGACAUCUGCACCACUCUACCGCUUUAUCUCAUCGCGAAGCCGGGUUUCUGGAUGUAUCUCGGUGUCAGCCGGACACUCAAUUGUACUUAUCUUCGACCUAUCCCGGUCGGAUCUACGAUCGAGAUCCACUGUGAGGUCUUGUCCGUCGGCAAAAGAAUGUCUGUCAUCAAGGGUGAGAUGAGGGCCGUUGGCGAAGAUGGAAAGCCGGGAGCGCUACUUGCUGUGUGCGAGCAUGGUAAAGUGAGUACAGAUCCACCGGUUGAGAAGUUAUAG
This is a messenger RNA of Neoarthrinium moseri, 555 nucleotides long. RefSeq lists its product as uncharacterized. NCBI's taxonomy places the organism in Eukaryota, Fungi, Ascomycota, Sordariomycetes, Amphisphaeriales, Apiosporaceae. The record is from RefSeq and is a predicted model, not a curated record. Bases 1 to 555 code for a protein of 184 amino acids. Gene Ontology annotation, molecular function: fatty acyl-CoA hydrolase activity. The transcript has 2 exons.